Messenger RNA from Nymphalis io (European peacock), 2414 nucleotides. Its product is annotated as protein FAM98A. Lineage: Eukaryota; Metazoa; Arthropoda; Insecta; Lepidoptera; Nymphalidae. The record is from RefSeq and is a predicted model, not a curated record. Gene Ontology annotation, cellular component: tRNA-splicing ligase complex. The transcript has 10 exons. The coding region runs from base 196 to 1689 and encodes 497 amino acids.
CUGACAACUUGACAAGUUUAUGGUGGACUGGACCAUUCGUCGCAUUCUUCGUUUUUCCGCUGUGCGCUUACUAAAAUUUGUAUUAAUUUAGUUUCAUUUAAGAAAAUUCAGUGAGAUUUACAUUUGUUAUGAAAUAGUUUAUUUAGUCUACUAAGCUUAGUUUUACUGUUAACGAGCAAUAACAAUUGAAUAAUCAUGGAAAACGACAUCUUAGACUCACUCAAUGAUUUGGGCUACGAAGGUCCUCUCUCAGAAGAAAUUGCAUUCUCCAAAGCCCUAGACGGGGGAGCAAAAUCUCUUGAAUACACUAAACUGGUCCACAUCUUAGCUGAAGAGCUUAAGAAGCUAUGUAAACUAGAAGAGACAGUUAAUAUGAUGAAUAAUACAGAUGAAUCGAGUUCUUUCUUACUUGAAUUGAGUUCUUUUUUAAAGGAACUUGGUUGUCCAUACAAGAAAUUGGUAACAGGUCACAUGUCUUCCCGUCUACAGAGUAAAGAAGAUAAAAUUCUACUUCUAGACUAUUUAAUAUCAGAAUUGAUGGCAGCAAGGAUGAUCAGUGUGGACGGUCAGAAGGAUAAGCCUGCUUCUGGAAUGGAAAUUGUUAUGCAAGAAUCACCAACUGCUAAGGACCUUAAAGAUAUCUUAAUAACGUUGAAAUUCAACAAGCCCCCGCCAAAUAUAACGCCUGAGAUAUUAUUUUCAAAGUUAGAAGCAAAAUUGAAGGACACCAUACAAAAAGAAGGUGAUCAACUAGUCGGUAAACCAUUAUACAAUAAGUCGAUAUCAGAAAAUGAUUGGAAACAAUUAGACACAACAUUCAAAGAGAUGUAUGAAGAAUAUAGAUUGAGAAGAGAAACACUAAUAACAAGAUUGGAGUGCACUAUACAAAGUUUCGAGUGGUCUGAUCGUUUAAAAGCGAAGAGAGACAGCAUCCAGUCAACAUAUAGACCGAAGAGGGAACAUUUGAAAGUCAAACCUGAUGUCAAGUUGUCAGACUUCCUGGCAGCGAGAACAACGCUGUUACAAGUCGAGAAGACAUCCAGUGCGAGCGUCAGGAAGAACACAAUGAGUGAUGUUAACAAAGUUCUCAUAGGAAGAGUUCCUGAUAGGGGAGGACGUCCCAAUGAACAACAGCCUCCUCCACCGGAAAUGCCUUCCUGGCAACAGAGGUCCGCGGGCCCGCAGCGUGGUGGUCGUGGAGGCGGAGGUGGAGCGCCGGGGGGUGUAGGUGGCGGAGAUAGGGGACGCGGCGGUGGUCGCGGUGGCGGUCGUGGUGGCGACGGCCAGCAGCGCUGGGGAACUUCCCGAGGCGGUGGUCGAGGAGGACGUGUUCAAGGAGGAUAUAACCAAUCCGGUGAUCAGAGACCUCAAAUGAGUCCCGGAAUGAACCAGACCCAGCGGAACUACCAAACAUACGAAGUGCCCCCCGGCGGUUACAACCAAGGCUACCAGCAACAGUCUCACUACAACCAGGAUUAUAAUCAUGGUAACCAGAACCGGGGUUACAACCAGGGGCACGGCUUUAAUCAGAACUACAAUCAGGGUUAUGACAGUAGUGGGGGUUAUAAUCAAGGUUAUUCAACUCAAGCAGGAGGGGGUUACAACAAGGGCUACCACAGCAACCAACGCUACCAGAACGAUCACGAUGACCGCGAUAACCGCAGAGGCGGCUACAGAGGGAGACGCUAACAUUUACUCAUACUUUAUAACAUUCAAUUCUGUAAACACAAUUUUAUAACAUUAAAUUAACAACUAGAUAUGAACCUUCUCCUCAAAAAAGGGAGAGGAGGCCUUAGCCCAGCAGUGGGACAUUUACAGGCUGUUACUGAUGAACUCAGCGACAUAUGACAUCUUAUCAUUAUACAUUAACCUAAUAAUUGUUAGUAUUCUAAACUUUCUGUACAUUAAGUCGGUGCCGGACCGCAACUUAUUAGGUUGGAUUUAGUAGUACAGAAUGAAAACAGCGCCAUCUAGCGAUAAUAAUCGGAAUUCCAUACAAACCUCAGUUAAUGUCAACGCUAUUGAAUAGAAAAACACGCAUAACUGUAAUCUUACCCGAUAUCACCUCUUCCUUUCUUACAUUAAAUUAUUGAGUGCGACAUAAACAAUUUCUCAUAAUAAGUUAUUAUUUAUUUAUAUAAUAGAUGGACGAGCCGUAUGAUCUUAAGUACCACGCCAAUGCGCCACUAAUUUUGAGAACUCGGAUGUUAUUUCUCUUAUUAUACUGGCUCACUCACCCUUUAAACACGAUACUCAGUGUAUUGCUGCUUGGCCCUGACGCACUUGAACAAAGCCCUACUAUAAGUAAAUUGAUAUUUACUUACGAAAUGCACCUGUGAAGUUUGCUGGACAGGAAGGGUGAGGCCAGCGCCGGUACGUUUCCGGCUUUUUGUACAAGAAACCUAAUAGUAACU